AUGAGUCUUUUGAUGUCUUCUUUAGGUGUUUAUCGAAAUUUCAAAAGGCAAGGAACGGGGGUUGUUUAUACCGUAAAGAAGCUCAAAAGUUUGCCAGAAGGCUCGGAACUAGCUCGUAAUCUUACCUAUGAAUAUAUUCGUCUCGUCUGUUCUCAUCACAAAUCUAAUUCCAAUGCAUCUGCUUCCAGGGCUUUGAGUUACUUCAGUGGUCCAGAACUCGACUGUCCAUCAUACAUGGAACUGUGUGUGGCUGAUAAUCGACUUAAAAUAACGUCAUAUGAUAUGCUUCAUCAGCUGCACUCGAAUCUCAGGCCUGGCACAGCAAACAGCUGUGAAGUGUCACAAGAAAGUGACGAAGCUGAUAACUGUGAUGGAAUGUCGGGGUAUAAUUUGACGGCAGCGUUUCUGAAAUUUUUCGAUUCAACAGCAUUCGCUACCUUAGCUGAGUUGUCUGAUAAAUUACAUCAAUUUGAGAGCGUGAGUCUUCAUCCAGGUGCGCUCUACGUAAAACUUAACUCAAAACGAUUUCCCGAGGGUCAUCCGAUGAGAAAUUCGAUGGUCUAUAGUAACAUAAAGUAUGUUUGCUACCACUAUGGCACGCGUGUCAGUUCUGCAACUAAGCGGAAAAAUCAGCGAACUUCAAAACUCGGAUGCAGUUCACAGAUUUGUAUAAGCUAUUCGAACGGUCAUCUGCGGAUUGUUAGCUUCGAUAUGCGUCACAACCACCCCGUUACCUCGGAAUCUGCCCAACUCUACCCUCGAAACCGCCGUCUAGACAAACAUGAACAGGAAGCCGUUGACGAACUGUUACGGCUUCCCUACGACAAUAGUCUUGUUUUGGAUAUAAUCAAGAAGCAAUUUGGAAAGGUUUGCACGAAGACAGAUCUUAAAAAUAUGCGAAGUCGGUUAAAGAAAACGACAAACGGUAAUCAGCUGUCCUUUAUUGGUGGAGAAAAACACCGGGUUGAACGUGAGGAACAGCUAAACUCAACACUUCAGGAAAUCAGAGACAUCGCAGAAGUAUCCAACGAUGAUCUGUUCGUGCAGAAUAUGUCGGUGCUUAAAUGCGUCGUUGCCGUCUGGAAGCAAGGUAAGGCCGCGAUCAUCUCUGAAGCGGGUGACGGCCCCGGUCCAAAUCCUUCCUAUCAGAAUGUCUAUCCUGACGACGCAAAUGAGAUACUGAUCGAGUACAACUCACCAAGUCCCUAUUUAAUGUCAACUGACACGCAGUAG
Molecule: messenger RNA, 1233 nt
Organism: Echinococcus granulosus
Lineage: Eukaryota; Metazoa; Platyhelminthes; Cestoda; Cyclophyllidea; Taeniidae
Exons: 7
Coding region: 1-1233 (410 amino acids)
Source: RefSeq, a predicted model, not a curated record